Molecule: messenger RNA, 1801 nt
Organism: Centropristis striata (black sea bass)
Lineage: Eukaryota; Metazoa; Chordata; Actinopteri; Perciformes; Serranidae
Product: homeodomain-interacting protein kinase 2-like
Exons: 8
Coding region: 422-1801 (459 amino acids)
Biological process (GO): peptidyl-threonine phosphorylation; peptidyl-serine phosphorylation; smoothened signaling pathway
Cellular component (GO): nucleus; cytoplasm; PML body
Molecular function (GO): transcription coactivator activity; transcription corepressor activity; protein serine/threonine kinase activity
Source: RefSeq, a predicted model, not a curated record
GAAAAAACAAACUGUAUCUCUGAAUAAUAUCCUUAACCUUUAAAUGACACAUUCUGGCUGUUCUGUGGGAAAAUAUUUUGAUAAUUAAUGUCAUAUUUUUCACAGUUUUUAUUGAAAACAUCUGAUUUAGUGUGUGUGCAUGUGUGUUUAGAAUGUUCCCUGUAGAACUGAAGAACUCAUAAAGAAUUCUAGAACUCUUCACAUCAUAUUUGAAAAUCAACAACAUCUGUAGAAUAUCUUCAUUAGACGGACAUCGGCUGAACUGACAACACCUCUAGUGUUAUAUAAUAUUAGUAUAGAUUAUUAUCAGGACAACUUAAACAAGUAAGUAUUCUUCCUUUCUUUCUCUCUCUGUAGCUCACAUUAACACCUGUUUCUUCUCUUUUUUUCAGCUUAGUUAGAAAGUGAUCAACAAAGAAAAAUGGCAGAAAGUAGUUUCGAGUUAUCAUUUUCUUCUUCUGCCCGUGAUGCAAACGAGCUGCCCACUGACUUCAAGUUCAUGAAGCUUCUGGGAGCGGGCACUUUUGGAAAAGUGGUGAGGUGUUUGAAGAAAGACACCAAUCAGACCGUGGCUGUUAAGAUCCCCAAGUUUCUGGAAGAAGACAGCACUGAGGUUUCCACAAUGGAAAAGUUAAUGUGCCAGAAACUGGACCAGUCCAACAUCAUCCAGUUCUUAGGCUGGUUUGAUACCAGUGUUGGGAAGGCCAUGGUGUUCGAGUCUCUCGACAUCAGCUUGGAGGACUUCAUCCGAACGGGAAAAUGUCUCCCCAUGCAGCUGAGUGAUGUCAGUUUUAUUAUCCAGCAGCUCGCCACGGCGUUUGACGCUCUAAAGGGCAUCGGGCUGAUUCACACUGACUUGAAACUCGACAACAUAAUGAUGGUGGAUCACACGAAACGACCUUUCGGGGUCAAACUAAUCGACUUCGGCCUGACCAUGCACCGGUCAAAGGCCAAGCAGGGGACGACCAUGCAGGUGGUUCCUUACAGGGCUCUAGAAAUAAUGUUGGGCCUCCCGUUCUCUGAGGCCAUCGACAUGUGGUCGCUGGGUUGCGUGAUGGCCGUUCUGCUUUACGGCAAGGAGCUCUUCUCAGCAGACACCGAGUAUGAAGCACUGCAUGAAAUCACUGCUCUCCUGGGUGUACCACCGGACCAUCUACUAGAAAAGGGACGCAAGACUGGGAAAUAUUUCACCAAGUCUGAGUGCAACACCUGGAGACUGAAGACCCAUCAGGAGUAUUGGCAGGGACACGCAAACUCUCAUCCACAGUACCAGCCAAAGGUGCGCUUCAGUCUGGACAAACUCAGGAGGGCGCAUCUGGAGAGUAUUGACAAGUGCGAGGCCCUGCGGACAGGAUGGGCCGUCGACCUACUAGAGGCCAUGCUGAGCCUGGACGAGGCCAAGAGGAUCACUCCCAGCCAAAUACUCACUCAUCCGUUUAUCACCAGCGGAAUAUACAGCCACCUAAUCAAGAAGAAGAAGUUCACCUGGAAGACACAGAGAACCACACAGGAUCAAACAGAGGUUCCAGCAGGUGUGAUCCUGGUCUGUCCUGCAGCAGCUGAAAACAGGCUGCCGCAGGACGGACCAGGUGGGAUACUCCCAAAGGAGAACAUUCCAGCAGGUGGUACCCUUAAGGAGAACAUUCCAGCAGGUGGUACCCUUAAGGAGAACAUUCCAGCAGGUGGUAUUCUUAAGGAGAACAUUCCAGCAGGUGUGAUCCUGGUGCGUCCUGCAGCAGCUGAAAACAGGCUGCUGCAGGAUGGACCAGGUGAGAUACUACUUGAGGAGGACAUCAGGUAA